This is a messenger RNA of Cataglyphis hispanica, 1799 nucleotides long. Its product is annotated as tripartite motif-containing protein 45-like. Gene Ontology annotation, molecular function: zinc ion binding; ubiquitin-protein transferase activity. The transcript is spliced from 6 exons. Gene Ontology annotation, cellular component: nucleoplasm; chromatin. The coding region runs from base 75 to 1136 and encodes 353 amino acids. NCBI's taxonomy places the organism in Eukaryota, Metazoa, Arthropoda, Insecta, Hymenoptera, Formicidae. Gene Ontology annotation, biological process: positive regulation of DNA-templated transcription. The record is from RefSeq and is a predicted model, not a curated record.
GUGAUUUAUCAGUAUAAAUAUUUAUUAUAUUCGUAGUAAUAAAUUGUAUUUUAUCAUGUAGCGUACUGUGAUCGAUGGAUCUUAUGAAUUGUUCGGCAAAACAUUCUUCAAAAAAUUGUUGCUGUCGCGAGGCUGGUAGUGAUCUCGGAAGCUGCGAUCAUAUUUACGCAAGUUUGAUGGAAUGCAAAAAAGAUAUAAAUACUGAAGUUAAUGUUGAACCAAUAACGACAAACAAACGCAAUGAAGAUUCCAGAAAGAAGCAUACUCGAUUCACAAAUUCAAACAGUCUUACAUAUCAGCCUUUGUCCGUUUUUCCUCGCAAAAUGGACAGCGAAGUUUAUGAAGAACCGAAAGAAAUAAUAGAUCCAUACAAAUCGCACACUUUAGAUUUUCAAUGUCCUAGAUGCAGACAGAGAAUGGAAGAACCUAGACUUCUUCCUUGUUUACAUUCUAUAUGUUUAUCGUGUGUUUAUGAGUUAAUGAAUAAACCUUCAUAUGUUUCACUGAAGAACGAAAUACGAAAUAAUAAUCGAAAAUACGCGCAACACAGUGUUCACGAAACAUGCCCGUUAUGCGAUUCUGAUUUGCCAAAUAUUAAUUCUACUAUACCGCCGCCGCAUUAUCCUUUGCAACAUCGUUUAGUUAUGGACACUAUGCGGCGCAAACUGAUUAAUAGAGUACUUUGCGACACUUGCACAAGCGAAGUUCUGGCACUCAUACAGUGUUCCACAUGUUUAUGUAAUUUCUGCUCGGAAUGCGGCAGACAACAUGAACAACAAAAUGUGGCAGAAGCAAGAACAAUUAAACAUUUAAUGAGACCAUUGUGGGAGGCUACCAAAAUACGACGCGUCAUUUUAUGUCAAAUACAUCCGAUGCACGCUUUAAGAUUUUAUUGUAUCGCUUGUCAACAAGUAACAUGUAAGGAAUGCAUGUGGAGUGCACAGCAUAGAGGUCAUGCCAGUGAGGAUGCACUUGGAGUGGGAAAGAGAGCUCAUGCAUACUUAGUAAUUAUGUUGCAAAAAGCGAAAAUAUUUCUAAAUACUUUGUUAAUUCAAUAUAAUCAUGACGUAUUUUCUAACAAUGGUUCUGAAGAAUUGCAAAAUAUAGCCACGACUUACAAAACCAUCAGCAAGUAAAUCAUUUACCAGCGAAAUAGCAUCCAGAAGAUGCCUCGCUCUUCGUAAUCGAUCAAAUUCUCGAAUUCUUUCCUGGGCCUGUUUCAUGUGAAGCAACAAAACUUUGUAGUCUUGUAAAUUUGGAAGAUCUGCAUUAUUUUUAGAAUAUCUGUAUAUAAAAAGAAUCCUUAUUUAUCUAAAGUAAAAAAUAAUUAUAAUUUUAAAUAUCUUAUGGUAUAAAAACUUAUAUUAUUAUAUAAUAAAUUAUGUAAAAAAAUUAGUUUAAGUGGUAGAAAUAGAUUUUAACAAAAAUUGUAUGUUUAAUACAUGGAUUAUUUCAUUUUUAUCAUAUACUCAAUGUAUAAAAAUGAUUAUGAGACAUAUUAUGCAUAAUAUAUUUUACUUUAAGUAUUGUCAUGUGAUUUUCAUCUUUAUCUUAAUAUCUUGAUAUAUAUUUAUCUUGUCACUUAAGUAUAUGAAUGCGCAAGAUAAAUGCAUCUUAUUGUCAUUUGAGGUAUUAAUAUAUCAUUAGAAUCGACAGAAUAUAUAAAUUAGCGCUGCUUAUAUUUAUUAACAAUCCUAUUUCUUAUUUUAAUGACGUUACAUUACAGUUAAACACAUAAAUAAAAACUUAAUGUGCUAAACAAAUUGCGAAAAUGCUUAAUUUCUAAAAAAAUAUACGUA